Messenger RNA from Rhagoletis zephyria (snowberry fruit fly), 2197 nucleotides. Lineage: Eukaryota; Metazoa; Arthropoda; Insecta; Diptera; Tephritidae. The record is from RefSeq and is a predicted model, not a curated record.
AUGGCAACCAGACAAUCAACUCAGUCCGGGCGACCAGUACCGGGGCAGAGCCACUCACAAUGGCGCCAACACCUUUCUCACCUUUACCGAUCGCGAAGUGAAGCUCGCAGAACGCGUCAAAGAGGUGGAACAGCAGAACCUUUUUCUCCGCCGCCAACUCGGAAUCAGCCGCCAACGGUUGGUUAACUUUAUCACCGAAACAAAGCACAAGGAAGAUCAUCGGAAGGAAGCCAAAUCGUCGGACCAAUCAGCCAAGGUCAUAGAGCGAAAGCUUCACGAAUCGGCAGCUGGUAGUAACUGCUCCGACUCAAAGGCUGAAAGUGAAUCUCAAAUAAUUGUGCCUAAAUGCGAAGUGAUCGAAGUGGCCAUUGUCUGUGCUGGCUACAACUCCUCACGGGCAGUAGUGACGCUCAUCAAGUCUAUUCUUUUUUAUCGCAAGAACCCCUUGCACUUUCACUUUAUCGUCGAUAGUACUGCCUCGUUAACUCUAGAGACGCUUUUCAAGACGUGGUCAAUUCCCGAGGUGGAAGUUAGCUUCUACUUGGCGGAGACGUUGCAGUCAGAUGUCAACUGGAUACCGAACAAACACUACUCAGGCAUCUACGGGCUGAUGAAGCUGGUGCUGCCUAAAGUGCUUCCAGAGUCACUUGACAAGGUGAUCGUCCUCGACACCGACAUCACCUUUGCCACUGAUAUAGCUGAACUGUGGAAGCUAUUCUGGAAGAUGACCUACAAGUCAAUUGGCUUGGUGGAGAACCAGUCUGACUGGUAUCUGGGCAAGUUGUGGAAAAAUCACAGGCCAUGGCCGGCUUUAGGACGUGGCUUCAACACCGGGGUCAUGCUGCUGAAGCUAGGGAAGCUGCGAGAGUUCAACUGGAGUGCAAUAUGGAAGAUGGUCGCUGAGAAGGAGUUGCUGUCCAUGCUGUCGACCUCACUGGCUGAUCAGGACAUUUUCAACGCCGUUAUCAAGCAGUACCCGUACUUGAUUUACAACCUGCCGUGCCAGUGGAACGUUCAGCUGUCUGAUAAUACACUCUCCGAUGCGCUGUGCUACACUGACGUGCAGGACUUGAAGAUUAUUCACUGGAAUUCGCCAAAGAAGCUCAAAGUUAAGAACAAGCAUUUGGAGUUUUUUAGAAACCUCUACUUGACCUUUCUCGAAUAUGAUGGCAACCUGCUUCGCCGAGAAUUGAUUGGCUGCGCAAACUCUUCCAGAGCUGUGCUGCUUGAGGGAGCUAAAGCAGGCGGAGGAGGAGGAGGAGGCUCGUCCAGUGACGAAGACGAGCCAUGUUACGAGUUCAACCGCGCUCACCUCAUUGAACACCGAACUCACCUGUACUACAUUGACUUUCAGUACGAGCCCUCGCCGGAUGGAAAUGACGUCACCUUGGUCGCCCAGCUGUCCAUGGACCGGCUGCAAAUGGUGGAGGCGCUCUUGGAGCAGUGGAACGGCCCCGUCUCCCUGGCCAUGUACAUGUCCGACAGUGAGGUGCAGCAGUUUCUGGGCUACGCACAGGCCUCCAAGACGCUCUCUGAACGGAAGAACAUUGGCUAUCACAUCGUCUACCGAGACGGGCCCUUCUAUCCGAUCAACAAACUGCGCAAUGUCGCCCUCGCCCAGGUGACCACUCCCUACGUCUUCCUCAGCGACAUUGACUUUCUGCCCAUGGCCGGCCUUUAUGAGUACCUGAAGCGAUCGGUCGCCCAGGUGGGCAUGUCCGAGAGCCGGAAGGGCCUCGUCGUGCCGGCCUUUGAGACGCUCCUCUACCGGAUUCCCUUUCCAAAGAGCAAGGCGGAGCUGCUGAACAUGCUCAACUACGGGACGCUCUUCACCUUUCGCUACCACGUCUGGCCGCAGGGGCACGCGCCGAGCAACUUUGCGAAGUGGAGGACGGCCACCACGCCGUACCGCAUCAAGUGGGCGGUGGACUUUGAGCCGUACCUGGUGGUACGGAAGGACGUCGCCCUCUACGAUGCGCGCUUUGUCGGUUUCGGCUGGAACAAGGUGUCGCACAUCAUGGAGCUGUACGCACAGAACUACGAGUUCAUCGUGCUGCCCAAUGCUUUCAUCAUUCACAUGCCCCACGCACCGUCCUUUGACAUUGCCAAGUACCGCAGCAGUCGCACCUAUCGCAAGUGUCUGCAGACGCUGAAGCGCAACUUUAUCGGCGAACUGUCCGCCAAGUAUCAGGGCAAG